AUGGGUUUUGGUGGUUCCUCCUUUUCCUUCUCAUCUUCAUCUUCAAGCUUUUCUUUGCAACACACAGUUCUACCGUUAAAGAGAAAAAAUUGCUGCUUACAAACCUGCUUUUCAGUAUCUUAUAACAAGUUUGUUGAUUUUGCUUUGGAUGAAACCAAUCUCCAUACACCCUUGCUCCCUUCUCCUUUACAGGAAAAGUAUAAUUCGAUGAAUUCUACGGAUGGUAAAGGAGAGCUUAAUAUGCUGUCAUUUGAAGCUGCCAAGAUUAGGCUUCUGCGAAGUUUAAUGAUCGAGACAGAAAAAAUGCAGGUUUUGGACUUUGCUGUCUUUCCAAAAGCUGAGUAUGAUGUCCCCAUAUUUUGUGCCAACUUUUUCACGUCCGCUAAAACAAAUAUCGUUGUAUUGGACCUUAACCCCUUGCAUGAUAUCAUCAAUCAGGAAGAUUACAAGGAAAAGUACUUCAAAAGCUUAAUUCCUCUUGGCCUAAAAUAUGCUGAGCAUUUUCCAUGGGGAGGGAAGCUCACAAGUGAGUCUAUUAAAUUUUUUUCACCGAUUGUCAUUUGGACAAGGUUUACUUCAAGCCCGCAAAAAUACGAUAUUCUGUACUCGGCUUUCAGAGAUUAUUACAAGGUAUGGUUGGAAUUGAUAGACACAGCAGUAGAAGAGACAGAUGAAUAUCAAAUUUCUCGCAAUCUUGAAGCACAACAUAGAUAUUUGACAUGGAGAACCGAAAAGGAUCCGGGACACGGUGUUUUGAAGAGGCUGAUUGGGGAUACACUUGCAAAGGAUUUAUUAAGAAGCUUUCUCUUUAACGGAGUCGACGAGCUAGGAAACAAAACAUUUAACGACUAUUUUUCACUCUACAACAGCGAGGAAGGAACGUUAACUAAGAAAGGCGGUGUUGUUGGGAAGUCUUUCGAAAAUCGUCCAUGGGAUGCAAGAGGAAAUUUUCUUGGUCAAUGA
Lathyrus sativus (Indian pea) is the source of this 963-nucleotide messenger RNA. The record is from the annotation of a GenBank genome assembly. Lineage: Eukaryota; Viridiplantae; Streptophyta; Magnoliopsida; Fabales; Fabaceae.